This is a messenger RNA of Trachymyrmex septentrionalis, 1079 nucleotides long. RefSeq names its product L-lactate dehydrogenase-like. Gene Ontology annotation, molecular function: L-lactate dehydrogenase (NAD+) activity. The record is from RefSeq and is a predicted model, not a curated record. Gene Ontology annotation, cellular component: cytoplasm. Gene Ontology annotation, biological process: carboxylic acid metabolic process. Bases 81 to 1079 code for a protein of 332 amino acids. The transcript has 5 exons. NCBI's taxonomy places the organism in Eukaryota, Metazoa, Arthropoda, Insecta, Hymenoptera, Formicidae.
CAGUGUGCCAGCUGCAACGCAUUCAGUCUGCGUUCGACAGUGUUGAAGAAUAGUGUAUAGGAAGAAUACUUAUUAAGAAAAUGGCACCAUUAAAGGAUCAACUUUUAACUACUGUAACAGAAUCGGUGUCAACCGGUAGAAAUAAAAUCACAGUGGUCGGUGUCGGUCAAGUUGGAAUGGCCUGUGCUUUUAGCAUUUUGACAAACCAUGUUUCGAGCGAAGUGGUAUUAAUUGAUGUAAUGGCGGACAAAUUAAAAGGAGAAAUGUUAGACUUGCAACAUGGCAGUGCAUUUAUGAAGAAUGCAAAAGUGAGUGCCAGUACAGAUUAUACCGUGUCCGCGAACUCGAGUCUCUGCAUCGUGACAGCGGGUGCUCGUCAGCGCGAAGGUGAAACCAGAUUGGAUUUGGUUCAACGUAACACUGACAUUUUCAAGGGCAUUAUACCUCAGUUAGUCAAAUAUAGCCCAAACACAAUUCUCCUCAUUGUUUCCAAUCCGGUGGACAUUUUGACUUAUGUAGCAUGGAAACUUUCCGGCUUGCCAAAGAACAGAGUUAUUGGCAGUGGUACAAAUUUAGAUUCUGCCCGCUUUCGCUUUUUGUUAUCGCAAAAACUUAAUGUCGCACCUACGUCUUGCCAUGGCUGGAUUAUUGGAGAACAUGGUGAUACCAGUGUGCCUGUAUGGUCUGGAGUUAAUGUUGCCGGAGUACGUCUACGUGAUUUGAAUGAGUAUGUGGGUACCGACAAAGAUGGGGAACAUUGGAAUGAAUUACAUAAGCAAGUGAUACAAAGUGCGUAUGAAGUUAUCAAAUUAAAGGGCUACACCUCAUGGGCAAUAGGUCUUAGUGUUUCGCAACUUGCAUCGGCUAUACUAAGAAAUUCCAAUCAAGUACACGCUGUGUCUACGCUGGUUACUAAUCAUCAUGGAAUUAAGGAAGAAGUAUUCUUAUCUUUACCUUGCACAUUGGGUGAAGAUGGCGUCACGCACAUUGUUCAGCAGAAGCUAACAGAUGAUGAACUUGCAUCAUUGCAUACAUCUUCAGCGAUGAUGCACAAGGUGCAAGAAGGCCUCAAAUUUUAA